AAAGGUCAACCCACCAUCAGAACAAAAUCCACUCACCUUAAGCAAUUGGAGAGGAUCUUGAAAACUCUGUUACAUUCCAAAGAAGGCGUCGAAGGAACCGGGAACAACUCUAUAUUCCUCGAAAAGAAGGGUUGUAAAAUGGCCUACGAAAUUAGGGCACACACACAUACACAUAUACCACGCCCACUAAUGUCGAAUGAGGUUUCAGUUACAUUCAGAGUUUCAAACCAUCAACCUCAAAUGGCGGAGGUCUCUAACCUUCACGUUUUUCAUCGUCCCAUCGUUGUCCAACAACAAGAAUCGGAACAACAUCAACAACAACAGUCGCACAUAAAAACCCUAGAUUUCAUUCAGAACAACAACGAAGAUGACGACGACGACGAACCGUUCGGCUUCAAUUGCGAUCCUCUCUCUUCUCCCAGUCUCUCUUUCUUCGUACCCUCCUUCUCUCAUCCACACAAUUCCAAUUCUUACGAUUCUGAUUCUGAUUCUGAUUUUGAAUCUGGUUAUUCGGAUCCAGCUCCCGAUCCCAAUUGCUUUUACGGCGACGACCAAAUGGAUUUCGUCACCGACUUGUUCGAAUCUCGCGAAGAACACGUAGCGGAUGAUUCAGGUUCGGUUUCGGAUUCAUUUUUGGAUACUAAUUUUAGGGUUUUCGGAGAAAAUUGUGAAUAUGAUUCAACCUACGAGGAGGAUCUAGGGUUAGGGUUUGGUUCUCGCAUCGAAUUUGAUACACUUGCUUUUGCCUCUCAAUCGAAUGAAUCUUCAUCUAUUCGUGGUGUGCAUUCGUGCACGGGCGGUCUACGAGUUGUUGGAAUCGAAUCAGAGUCGGAUUCGGAGGUGGAUUUCAAUUCUGGCGUUCAUGAUGACCAGCUUGGCGAUUCGGAUAUUCCGCUAUUUUGGGAUUGCCUUGGAUUUGAGGAUCAAAGGGUCACGAAUGAAGAAUUGGAGUGGGAGGAAGUGGAUGGGAGGAUUGAUGACAGAGAAGGUAUGAGUGCAGUCAUUGAUCGCAUUGAAGGAUUAUCGGUAUCCUCUGAAACUUCAAUUGAUGAAGAGAUCGGUAUUGGGGAAGAGGCUGUGCGGAAUUUAGAAUGGGAAGUUCUUUUGGCGGUUAAUAAUUUAGAUAGAAUAUCUGAAUUGGAACAUGAUGGUGAUGGUGGUGUCACGUAUUUAGACGUUCAUGAUGAUUAUACCUUCACAGCUGAAUAUGAUACGCUCUUCGGUCAAUUUUUGCAGAAUGAAAGUGCUUUGAAGGGUAGUCCUCCGGCUGCCAAGUCUGUUGUGGAAAAUCUUCCGGCGGUGGUGUUAACUAAGGAAGAGUUGAAGGAAGACAAUGUUGUUUGUGCGGUUUGUAAGGAUGCAAUUUUGGCAGAAGAGAAAGUGACAAGGCUUCCUUGCCAACACCAUUACCAUGGGGACUGCAUUGUCCCAUGGCUGAGUAUUCGUAAUACGUGUCCUGUUUGUCGGUAUGAAUUGCCCACGGAUGAUCCUGACUAUGAGCAGAGGAAAACCCGAAGGGAUAGUAUUGGCCUGUUACAGGAUAUGCAGGUCAGAUUCAAUUUUGAACUCUUACCUUGAUACUAUGUUCUAUCUAUGUAAAUAACAUGUAGGAAGAAUUCAUGUCUUUUUGGUGAUGUUGAUGACGUCUUUUGAUGAUUUUGUUUGUUGUAUUGAUGGAACUAUGAAACGUUAAGUAUAGUGAUUUUCUUUAAUUUUCCCUAUUCAAUAAAAUAUGCCAUUUGUUUCUA
Molecule: messenger RNA, 1748 nt
Organism: Cornus florida
Lineage: Eukaryota; Viridiplantae; Streptophyta; Magnoliopsida; Cornales; Cornaceae
Exons: 1
Coding region: 139-1578 (479 amino acids)
Biological process (GO): protein ubiquitination
Cellular component (GO): cytoplasm
Molecular function (GO): ubiquitin protein ligase activity
Source: RefSeq, a predicted model, not a curated record